AACGGAACGUAACAAUGUAGAACAUUAUCUUGUGACGAACUAUGUCAACUUUGUUUCACAAUAAAAACAUUAUUCGAGCAUAAUUAAAUUAUAACUGACAUCUAAAACCAUUUAGAUGCCGUACAGUUGCAAACCGACGUAAAAUUCGCUGUAACUUGUAUGUGUCAGGUGAAAAAUUAGUUAAAAUGAAGUACUCUACUUCACCAACUCCUAGUGUGAGUAACUUUCCUCGGAGCACAUCUCCUCUACCAGCACCGGCUAAUUACCAGCCGACGACCGCCAGCGCAGCGGUGAAACGAUACAAGUACCUUCGGAGACUGUUUAAAUUCAACCAAAUGGACUUCGAAUUCGCUGCCUGGCAGAUGGUUUACCUCUUUAUAUCGCCUCAGAAAGUCUUCAGAAACUUCAAUUACCGUAAACAUACCAAAUCACAGUUUGCCCGAGAUGAUCCAGCCUUCUUAGUGCUGCUUAGUGUUUGGCUGUUCUUAUCAUCAAUAUGCUUAGGACUCGCCCUUAACCUGGGGCCUGGCAAAAUAGCACUGCUUGUCCUGUUUGUGGUGUUUGUCGACUUCAUCGGGGCUGGAGUAAUGGUCUCCACAUUUCUGUGGCACGUGAGUAACAAGUACAUGCGCCGCGACCCGGACGGGCCUGACGUGGAGUGGGGCUACGCGUUCGACGUGCACAUCAACGCGUUCUUCCCGCCGCUGCUGCUGUUACACGUAUUCCAGAUAGUACUGUUCGGAUCAUAUCCACCGAUGACGGGUUUCUUGUCAUGUCUCAUUUCGAACACCUUUUGGCUGGCGUCCAUCAUCUACUAUUUAUACAUCACAUUCUUGGGAUACAGCAAUUUGCCGAUACUGGGAAACACGAGAAUUUUCUUACUGCCGGUGCCGCUACUAUUCCUGUGUUAUCUAUGCACUUUGUUAGUCGGGGUGAACCUGAGCGAGUUACUCGCAAUCUUUUAUAAAUACAGGGUGUUGUGAAACUAUCGAAACAGUCAUGAUUUGUUAAGGGUGAUGUAAAACGGGUAAUGCCCUACCCGUUUCGCAGUUCCAAAACCCUAUCCUCGAACGGCAGCCUAUCCCCAAUCGUUCUAAUGGUGUGCUGAAGUUGUUUUUCCAUCAAACGCUCCUAUGAAAUGCUUUUAAAUGUAACGAGGUAGUUUUUUAAAAACCAAAAA
Manduca sexta (tobacco hornworm) is the source of this 1180-nucleotide messenger RNA. It is a transcript of the gene Unc50, whose product is annotated as protein unc-50 homolog. The record is from RefSeq and is a predicted model, not a curated record. The coding region runs from base 186 to 983 and encodes 265 amino acids. The transcript has 6 exons. Gene Ontology annotation, cellular component: Golgi membrane. NCBI's taxonomy places the organism in Eukaryota, Metazoa, Arthropoda, Insecta, Lepidoptera, Sphingidae.